Molecule: messenger RNA, 1522 nt
Organism: Harmonia axyridis
Lineage: Eukaryota; Metazoa; Arthropoda; Insecta; Coleoptera; Coccinellidae
Exons: 7
Coding region: 31-1299 (422 amino acids)
Biological process (GO): detection of chemical stimulus involved in sensory perception of smell; sensory perception of smell
Cellular component (GO): plasma membrane
Molecular function (GO): odorant binding; olfactory receptor activity
Source: RefSeq, a predicted model, not a curated record
UAUCGACAUUCAUUUUUAUGUUCUCUUCCCAUGAAUAAUGAAUUAGUCAAUGGGAAAAAAUUCACAUUUCUGAAGAAAAUGACUUCGAAUGAGGAUGUCUUGGGAAUUUAUGGCAAAAUGGCUACAUUGGGAGAUCGGAAGAAAAAAAGUAAGGACAGACUCAAACCUCUGCUCGAUUUCACCAUCGAGAAGUUCUCGCUCCUACCAGUCAGAAUCUGUCUCUUCUACGUAUUUUGCCAAUACAGUUUCGCAACGUUUCUAACAUUUUACCAUCUCUUGGAAACAUUCGAUCCUCAAGAACUACUGAAACAUGGGUCUUUUUGUGGAAUACAGAUUUUCAUUCAGAUGAAUUUAUGGACUGUGAUUUUCUUGUCAGAGGAAUUCAACCUUUUUUUACGGAGAUAUGCAGAUAACAUGAUUCCGAUCGAAAUGCUAAAUCGAAAAACUUUCGAUAAGGUUCUGUUAGCAGUAAGAAUCCUCAAACUGAUAGCUGCAAUCGACAUGGCUCUUGCCAUCAUAGCGUCAGCGGGAUUUAUAGCAGCACCUGAAUACUUUGACGAGAGAACAUAUCUAUGUGUUUGGAUUGAAAAAACCUUUCCUAAUCAUAAAAAAUUCAUGCUGGAAGUAGUACACUGGACCAGUUUACCAGUGGCUUUAAUUCUGGCUGGAUGUUCUGUAGGAUUCGCUUAUUAUAGUUGUACUUCGAUUUUCCAAAUCCUAGUGAUACAUGAAUUGAUAACUUCAAUAUCGAAUAGCGCCCUUCCACAAGAACUGAGAAGGGAUUCAAAAUUGUAUCAAGAAGCUGUGAAGCAGAAAUUGGUUAUAUCGAUUAUGGCCCAUGAAUGUACAGUAAGAUUUCAAUCAAUAGCAUCUGAUUUAUUGGAAAUACCGAUGAUGUUACUUGCUGUAGGAAGUACGAUUUUAGGAGGAUCUUUGAUGAUUGAAUUCUUAAGAGGUCAGGAUUACGAUAUUGGGGACCACUUUGAAGUCUACAUAGGCAUUUUAUGUUUCAUUAUUGCAGGGGUUAUUUCAGCAAACACAUAUUUAAUUAUUGGCCAAGCAAUAAAAGAUGUGUCACAAGGUUGCUAUGACAAACUCUGUGAACUUCCGUGGUAUGACAUGAACAGAGAAAACAAACAAAUUUAUUCUAUAUUUCUGUUCAGAUCCCAAAAAAAUUUGGCUAUUUCAAAUAGCUUGGUCCAAAUUGAUUAUGUUCUUCUUGUUAAAAUUGUCAAGUCGCUAUAUUCGUUAGCUGCCGUUUUAACUCGUUUCGUAUCCUCAAAUGGAGAAGCCGAAUGAAAUGUACUAAGUACUUCAAUGCUCUAUUCAGUAUUGCAGGUUCUAGGAAAAAGAGGAAGAGGCUAUUUAUUCACUAUAGUUUUACUAGAUUAAUUAUUAAAUAUCACCCUUCAUUUCAUUAUACUAUGAAAUACUCAAUAGAUGCAGAAAAUAAAGUAGAAUUAGGUACAUUGUUUGAUUGUUUCUCUAUCAACAUGAAUACUGAAUACAGGGUGAUUCUCCG